AUGGAGGUUGAAAACCAUGAUGAGAAUGCCCAAUGCCCCUUUGGAAGUGAUCCUCCGUUGUGUUUGGCCACCUCCAUCCUCGACGAAAUGUUGCCGGCCGCGUCGAAUGACUCUGGGGUGGGUUCCUCCUGCAGUGCGUGGUCGAUUCAUGAAGACAAGACUAAUUUUAUGGUUCCGGGGACAUCAAACAGUUUUGUAAGUUUUGUUUCUUCUGUAGAUCAUGUUUUUCUUCUUUAUUUCUUUCCUUUUUUCAGGAAGAUGUUCAGAUGGAUGAAGCUAAAGUUUCCCCUAUCAGGAGGCCUCUCCGCGAUGUUUCCAACGAUACUCCCCUCAAGGGCAAGCGGUUUAACCGCAUUCCGUUCAGGAAUAAUCCCAUAUCGACAAGAAAGUUGAGUACCAGGGUACCGAUGAAGAAGAUUGAGGGGCGAUUUCUGAAACGGCCGCCUCCCAGACUCCCCAGUUCAGUUGUAUCACUCGAAAAAGGUGUCUCGAAGUCUAUGGUGAACAUGAGGAGGUUUGGGAGAUGCACUUCCCCUGAGUCUAUACAUGUAGGCUACUUGUCGUUUGCUUUGAUGAAGAUAUCUUUUAGACUUAUUCUCUAAGGUAUCUAACGAAACCUCAAGUGGAAUCAUCAGCCUUCAAGUCCAUUGAUGGCUCAAUUCUAGCGUCAUUGAUAAAAGAAAUGGGAAAUGAAAAGUUUUUAGAGACUUUUAUGCUGAUUGAUUGCCGGUAUCCGUAUGAAUUCGAAGGAGGGCAUAUCAUAGUAAGAGUAAAAGUAUGGAUGGAUGAUUUCUAUUCAUUUACAGAACUCAAUCAACAUGUUCCAAUUCGACCAGGUCUGUCAGAAGUUCUACUCGGAAGAGAACGGGUCUUUCCAUGCCAUUCAGAACAAGAUCCCCAUCUUUUAUUGCGAAUUUUCUCAGGCAAGGGGGCCCAAAAUGUAAGCAAUUUUUGUGACUGUAUCGUCUGCCGAUCUGAACCUUUUUUUGAAAUUACUUUAAAAGUCAUUCAAAAAGCGAAAAUUGUGAAGAAAUAAAUCAUCAACGGUCGUUCAGAAAAAUUUUAGGAACAGGGAAAGUACUUUUAUGGGGGCUCUUACAAACAUUGUGCUGAUUAAGAAUGUUUAAAAAAUUAGUUGCCCAAGUUUUGGUUUUAGGGGUGGAAAAUCAAUCGGAAGUUGGCUCAAAGUCCUUAUAAACACCCCUUUUCGCUUAAUUUUUCAUAGGUUUACAAGUUUUAUUUUAGCAUAAAAUUAUGUUUCUUGAGUUUCUAAGAAGUAAUAAAUCAAUGUUGGCACAAAAAUGUAUUUUUUAGACCUUCAACUUCAAAAAAAGUUGAUUUGGCCUAAAAGGGAAAUCGAACCCGUGCGGCGUCACCGUCUUGAUUUCCAAACUGCGGCACUAGCCACUCUGCCACACCGUUCUCUUCCUGAGGAAGAGACCGACCGCGCUUUUUAUCAGUCUGUCGGAAAAAUAACGGCGGAUCGUCGCGCCUCGGAAUCGCCCGUCAUCGCUUUGCGACGGCUGCCGAAGCUGAAGAUUUGGUGCGCGAUAGAGACGAGGCGAGGCAUUUUGCUGCGACGAUCCGCCAUUAUUUUUCCGACAGACUGAAAUCUUUUAGAAUGCCUGCGCCUUUUGUAGGGAAAUUAAGCCAGUUUUUGGGCAUUUUCGACCCUUAAACCCAAAAUUGGGCAGGUAAUUUUUAUAUAUUCUUCAUUAGCACAAUUUUUCGGAUUUUUUGACUUAUGUCCCGUUGAAAAGUAGGAACCCCCAUAAUACGAUAAUUAUUUGCUUUCCUUGUGAAAAAAGGCUUCAUGGAAAUUGGACAGCAAAAUAAUUAAAUAGUGACAUUUCGUACGGGUUAUGUUCUAUGAAUUGAGUAUUUGCAUUGAAACAAAUUUUUUAGGGCUACUGCUCUGAGACGGUUCGAUCGCAAACUGAAUGAGAGUAACUACCCUCAUUUAGAUUACCCGGAGAUUUACGUACUUGAUUCUGGGUAUCAAGGAUUCUUCAAACAAAAAGAGCAUUCGGUAAGGGAAGAGACGUAGUUCUCAGUUCUUUCUUCGACUUCUUUUUUAUUGUAUUACUUUUUUAGGAUCUUUGCACUCCUCGUCAUUAUGUUCGGAUGCAAGACACCGCGUUUCUGGAGGGGUUGAAACGCUUCCACUACCACAAGAAAGGAGUCAACCAUCAAAUCUAG
This is a messenger RNA of Bursaphelenchus xylophilus (pine wood nematode), 2199 nucleotides long. Lineage: Eukaryota; Metazoa; Nematoda; Chromadorea; Rhabditida; Aphelenchoididae. The record is from the annotation of a GenBank genome assembly.